ACUAUCAGCAAACCCGACUUCGCGCGCUGUUUCCGCCUCGUCGAGCUCACCUCUUCCGAGGUUUACAAAACCUCCGUGUUCGGCUGGCGCCCACGGGCGAAACGAGCGGAAAUGCGGAAGAACGGCAUGAGAUACCUACUUGUGCGGCCAGAGUCGCUGGACUCGACCGAUGCGAUCGCGUUCCUGUCGUUUCUCCCGGUCGAGGAACAAUCUCCGCAGACGACGGCGCCGUUCAUUGCGCUCUAUGUGUACGAGGUGCAUGUGGACCCAUCGUGUCAGUCGAAGGGGCUGGGGAAGCGGUUAAUGCGGGUGGCGGAAGGGAUCGCAGCGAGGAUCGGGGCGCGGAAGGUCAUGUUGACGGUGUUUGAGGAAAAUGAAGGGGGACGAAGGUUCUAUGACCGGGAGGGGUACGCGGUGGAUGAGGUUAGCCCA
Molecule: messenger RNA, 432 nt
Organism: Eremomyces bilateralis CBS 781.70
Lineage: Eukaryota; Fungi; Ascomycota; Dothideomycetes; Eremomycetales; Eremomycetaceae
Product: acyl-CoA N-acyltransferase
Exons: 1
Cellular component (GO): nucleus
Molecular function (GO): protein N-terminal-serine acetyltransferase activity; histone H2A acetyltransferase activity; histone H4 acetyltransferase activity
Source: RefSeq, a predicted model, not a curated record